Molecule: messenger RNA, 1230 nt
Organism: Fonsecaea nubica
Lineage: Eukaryota; Fungi; Ascomycota; Eurotiomycetes; Chaetothyriales; Herpotrichiellaceae
Exons: 2
Coding region: 1-1230 (409 amino acids)
Source: RefSeq, a predicted model, not a curated record
AUGGUUAUCUCGGGUCUUUCUCAGCUUUUGGAGAGGCAAGCCGCUGCUACUCCUCAAUACAAGGAUGAAUCCAACGCCGGCGCCCUGCUCGCAAUACACGGCACCUUCGGAGGCGUUGCUAUCCUCACGGUUCUCCUUCGAGUCUUCGUGAGAGCGUUCCUGCUCAAAAGCCUCGGGGUUGAUGACUAUGUUAUGAUAGCAGCUGCGGUUUGCGAAAUCGGCGUCAUUGUCUGUUUCGUGGGCGAGAGCAAUGCUGGGCAACUGGGGAGGCACCCAGCGCUUGUCAGCUUGCCUGAUGCCACUCUCUUUUCGCACUGGCGAUUCUUCCAUUCCAUAAUCAUCAUGGUCGGCAUAAGCCUUGUCAAGAUCUCGAUUGCAUUCUUCCUGCGCAGAUUUGUGCUGAGCAAAAACCACCAGCGUUUUCUUUUGGGGUGCAUUGUCUUUCUCGUUGCCUUUACAAUAUCCUGCGCAGGCACUCUGAUCUUCAACUGCGGCACGCGUGUGGAUGCGAACUGGAAUUUUGGUCUGCGGGCGACUGGACAAGCCAAAUGUUUCAGCAACAACACGUUUACAAAUAUUGGUAUUUUCAACAGCAGCGUCAACAUUGCCACGGAUGUCCUUUUUGCACUGCUCCCCAUACCGGUGGUGUGGAAGCUGCAAGCAAAUCUGCGGACAAAGCUGACUCUAUGUUUUGUCCUAGGCUUGGGCCUAUUCGCCUGCGUCUCAAGCAUUAUCAAGACAGUCAAACAGGCCCAUGCUCUCGAAGACCCUGACUGGACCUUUCACGAUUCCUUCUUCAUGUGGAACAACAUCGAGUUCAAUAUCGGUAUCUUGGCUGCUUCGUUGCCUUCGCUGCGUCCGCUGUUUGCCAAACUUCUCGGUGUCACGCAGCGAUUCACGUCGAACAACAGCCGCAAUCGUGCAAAUUAUGGGUACAAUGCCGACGGGCUUGCCUAUAGUCGAAGCAGAACCGACAAGCGCACCUCACACAAACCCGCCAGCCAAUACUAUCAAUUCGAUUCGCGACAGUCGACCGAGCUGGGAGAGCUGCAGAGAGGCGCGAGCCAAAAAGUACCAAAGGUCACCAGCACGGUGAGCGCGGGCGAUGACAACAGCGACAAGAUUAUGUUGGAGCAAGAUUUUCACGCAGUCAGCAGCGAGAGUCCAUGGACGAAACCGGUCCCUGGGGCCAUCACAAAAACCACGACUGUACAGGUCUCGAGAUACUAG